Molecule: messenger RNA, 640 nt
Organism: Zingiber officinale
Lineage: Eukaryota; Viridiplantae; Streptophyta; Magnoliopsida; Zingiberales; Zingiberaceae
Exons: 4
Coding region: 99-380 (93 amino acids)
Source: RefSeq, a predicted model, not a curated record
AUGAUAAUCGUAUGGAAAGGCCGCCGACGGUCUAGAGAGAACCCUUGUUCUGUUCCGGAAGAGCGAGAGCAAGAGCGAUCGAGAGCGGGACGAUUGCAAUGAGGAGAAUUCCCUUAAUCAAGUUCCCGCAGAGGCAUCUUCCUGCUAAGCCCUCAGGGACCUCUUCGCCUUCUGAUGAGAUGGCCUUCCUCAAAUCAAGAAUUGAGUCCCAGCCAAAGGCUGCCUCCUCAUCUGGUGAUAGUCCGAGUUAUAGAUUUCGUUCAAAUGUUCCAGCCCCUCCUUCCAACACUGCUGUAGGUGGAAAGGCUUCACUUUUACCAAAGCGCACACCGGUCUCAGAUAGUGAGAUUGAGGCUAUCCUGUCGGGUGGUUGCUUCUGAUUUUGUUUUAUGAUGAAUUUGGGAGUUCACUCCUACGAAUAAUAUGGAGCUGGAGUUUGAUCUAUCUGAGAAUGCAUGAGUGGUCUCAUGACUUAACCAGUGCAUUUGUAGCAACAAUUUGAGGUCUGAACUUCGAUCAAUAUUUUCCUAUUGUAACAUGAUGGCUUUUGUUAACGACUCAAUUUAUUAAUCGACUCCAAGAUUAUAUGUAAUGUUAUUAUUAUUAAAUUGGAUUGCUCGAGUACUUGAAUUUAAAAUAA